AUGUCUUCACCGCCACCCACCACUCCCAAUCCCCUUAUCUCGCGCAAGCGGCCAUCAAUAUCAUCCACAGCAUCCGGCCAAGCGAAACGACCGCGGAUGCAUCCCCUACGUCAGACAUCCUUUCCGACUGGUAUGGGCUUUGACUUCGAUAGUUCACGCAAUCGAGCCCCCAGCGACGCCGGGAGUGUAACGGGCAGUUUCACAGGAAGUCUGGGAGGAGCGAGCAGUGUAGUCGACGGACCGAAGAAGAGAGGCCGGAAGAAGAAAGCUGAUAAAGAGCGAGAGGAUGCUUCGAUUAGAGGUGGUGCGGAUGGAAGGAGUACGAGAGUUGGCUCGGCAGAUAUCGAUGGCGGCUCUGUGAGGGGAGGAGCGGGUGGAGCGGGAACAGCUGGAGGCAAUGAGGAAGCUGGAGAGGAAGAAGAGGAACAAGAUAUGGAGGGUGAUAUGCUUGGUGGUACGGAAGGAUUUCUGGAUCUUGCUACGGAAAAGAAAAAUCUUGCUGUCCUUACGGGCUCAUUCACACCACUUCAAGCCGAUCGAUACGAGAAAUGGAAUCGAACGCGAUUACGAAAAGAAACACUUCGCCGAAUCGUCAAUCAUGCUCUCUCACAAUCCGUACCGCAGAGCGUUGUAACAGUGGUGAAUGGGUUUACAAAGGUCUUCAUUGGUGAAAUCAUCGAGAAAGCUAGGACUGUGCAGGAUGAAUGGGCAAAAGCGUACGACCUCGCAGCUCUUGUAGCUUGGGAACGUGAACAAGCUGAGCUAGAGGCGGCAGCGGCUGCAAAGGCACAGGCAGAAGCAGAAGCAAAGGCCAGAGCAGAAGCAGAAGCUAAGGCUAAAGAAGAAGCCGAAACCAAGGCUAAAGAGGAGGCGCAAACAAACGGCGAUUCGGCAACUGCAUCAUCAACUCCAGCAGAAACUAAAGAAGGCGAUAAAACGACCAACGGACUGAAACUUGAAUCUCAAUCUCCGCCUGGAUCAAACAAUAUCAUGGCAUCACUGUCAGCAGCUGGCUUCCCUACCAAUCACCUCGCCCCUCAUGCAUCGAAUCCGAAUACAGGCCAGCUGGUCAAUGGAUUCAAAACAGAGACGACUCCUGCCAAUCGAAUCUCCAUACCUCCAGUGAACCCUCAUCGGGGCCAAUUACUUCCAGAUCACAUUCGUGAAGCUGUACGGCGUUACAAACGUGACGGUGAGGGUGGAGGAACUGGCAUGUCUGGUCUCAGCCAGCCGAUGAUGGGAGCAAGAGGUGCUUUUACAUGGCAGGCUGGACCUGGUGGGAGAAGACUGUUUCGAUAA
Talaromyces amestolkiae is the source of this 1299-nucleotide messenger RNA. RefSeq lists its product as uncharacterized. The transcript is spliced from 2 exons. Bases 1 to 1299 code for a protein of 432 amino acids. Gene Ontology annotation, cellular component: transcription factor TFIID complex; nucleus. Gene Ontology annotation, biological process: transcription initiation at RNA polymerase II promoter; RNA polymerase II preinitiation complex assembly. Gene Ontology annotation, molecular function: transcription coactivator activity; protein heterodimerization activity. The record is from RefSeq and is a predicted model, not a curated record. NCBI's taxonomy places the organism in Eukaryota, Fungi, Ascomycota, Eurotiomycetes, Eurotiales, Trichocomaceae.